CACCACAGUGUGUAUGUGCUUGCAGAUCUCCACGAUUGACAAGGCAGAAGUCCUCCUACACUCCAGACAUGGUGGAUGAGCUGCGAAAGAGAAACAAACUCUACUUCCUGGACCCUAUCACCAAACUUCGAAAUUUUCAUGGUUUUCCUUGGAAGCUUACUCUCCAGAUUCUCAAGGUUGUUCUAAUAACCGUGCAGAUUGUCAUAUUUGGAGAUCAGAGAGAGAACACAGUGGAGUACUUUGAAAGAAGUGAGCUCACCUACCGACACCUACUAUUGAAAGAUUGGAAUGUGGCCUACGAGACAUUACCGUAUCCCCCAGCGGCAGGACAGUAUGCUGUCUACAAUAUGUCUGAGUUGUUUGAUCACAUGAAUGCUGUCAUGGAGCGGACCGACAAAAGUCCCAAAAACAAAUUCAUGUUAUGGUCACUUGCAGCAAUUCAGCAAUACCCAAUAACUUUAUGCUUCAGGGCUAAUGAUUUUGAAGAAUUUCCCAAUGGCAGUUAUGUGGUAUCAGCUACCGUUAUGCAUAAUUGCACUCAGAUAAAUCCACUGGGUGUAAAUGGUACUCGGUAUGAUAUACAGAGUUACUUGAAAGAACAGAAUUUUACAUUACCUUUCAACAGAACCCUGGACAUAACAAUAACGUUCUUCCUUCGGACCUUCCACUUGAACCUGAUUGAGACACACUAUGGACCAACUUGUUACAAUGUCUCCAUUAAUGUUAUCUAUACCAACAGUGAGCGAAGUGGCCAGUUGCUUGUUGAUCUCAUAGCUAAACCAAAAGAAAUAGAAUGUGAAGGGAAAAUCAUGUCAGAUGAAGCCCAAGACAAACAAGAGACGAUGAAAGCAAAAGUGAUUGCAUUUGAUGCAUUUGUGAUGAUUGUGUGUUGUCUGUCAACAAUUUUGUGCUCACGAUCGUUGCAUCGUUGUAACAUUCUGAGGAGGGACACAGCCGAGUAUUUUAAAGUGCAGAAAGGCAAGCCAUUUAGCUGGUCGGCCCAUUUAGAGUACAUCAACAUGUGGUAUAUCAUCAUCAUCUGCAAUGAUGCUCUAACAAUUGUAGGAACUGCUUUCAAGAUACAGCUGGAGAGUCGAGUAUUCUCCAUUUCAUCCGAGAAUUAUGAAAUCUGCAGCAUUCUACUUGGGCUUGGCGUAUUCCUGACUUAUGUUGGCAUUCUACGGUACCUGGGAUUCUUUAAGUCUUAUAAU
Messenger RNA from Candidula unifasciata, 1211 nucleotides. The record is from the annotation of a GenBank genome assembly. NCBI's taxonomy places the organism in Eukaryota, Metazoa, Mollusca, Gastropoda, Stylommatophora, Geomitridae.